UUUCCGAACCCUACGGGAUGACAGUUUUAGUUUGUGCGGGUUUUUUUUUUCUCUUCCCAUCCCCUCGACCCCCCCGGAGUUGUUAAAGAGUGCCGCUCGGUCCGCCGGCGAACCAGUUUGAGUCAGUUUGCGGGGUCUGUCUCGCGAUAGGGAGGUGGAGCGCAGCUGCGGGGCUGUUUCGUGAAAAUAACAGCAGCAAAUUUCACGAGUCUCCCUGAAAGUUUGGGAAAAGUUAGACCCCCAGAAGGCUGUGGUGCUCGGGCGUCGGAAAGCCGAACCUCUUGAUCAACUCGGGGGGGGGAGAUCCGUCGGCAGCGGUGCUGGCCGGAGCAGACGAAGACAUGGCGCGCCUGGUCGGAGUGUGCAGAGACGGGGAGGACGAUUUCCACUUCCUCGCCCGGCAGAUCCCCCUGUACAUCGAUGACACGCUCACGAUGGUGAUGGAGUUUUCUGAUAAUGUGUUGAAUCUUGAAAGUUACCAGAUUAACAGUUCACAGAUGAAACAAUUCAUACAGUAUCACAGCAUGCUGAAGCACCAAGACCUGAACAUCGCCAUGAUGGUCACGUCCCGGGAGGUUUUCAAUGCCCUUUCUCAGCUGGUUCCAUGCGUGGGCUGCAGGCGCAGCGUGGAGCGCCUCUUCUCCCAGCUCGUGGAGUCGGGGAAUCCGGCCCUGGAGCCACUGACAGUGGGGUCCACUGGUGUCCUCUCUGUCACCCGGAAUUGCAUGGCAGAUGCAAAAAAACUGUACACUUUGUUUUAUGUUCACGGGUCAAAGUUAAAUGACAUGAUUGAUGCCAUUCCUAAAAGUAAGAAGAACAAGCGCUGCCAACUGCACUCUUUAGAUACGCACAAACCCAAGCCCUUAGGAGAGGGAAUUGCAGAGAAAGUUGUAGUAAUAGAUAAAGACCAUGGAGGAGGCAAGAAAGAAAUCAGAUGUAGCAUCCUUUUUCACUUUGGACCAUUUCAAGCACCCAGCAGGGGCAGCUGGAUGGAUGUGUGGGAGCUAAUGUCCCAGGAAUGCAGGGAUGAAGUAGUUCUAAUAGACUCUGCCUGCCUUUUAGAAACCUUAGAAACGUAUUUACGCAAGCAUCGGUUUUGUACUGAUUGCAAAAACAAGGUACUGAGAGCCUAUAACAUUCUCAUUGGCGAACUGGACUACAGUAAAGAGAAGGGCUACUGCGCCUCUCUAUAUGAGGGCUUGCGGUGCUGUCCACAUGAGCGACACAUCCAUGUGUGCUGCGAGACGGACUUCAUUGCACAUCUUCUAGGACGCGCUGAGCCCGAGUUCGCUGGAGGGUAUGAGCGCAGGGAAAGACAUGCUAAGACCAUUGAUAUUGCUCAAGAAGAAGUUUUAACCUGUCUCGGCAUCCACUUGUAUGAGCGUCUCCACAGAAUCUGGCAAAAAUUAAGAGCUGAGGAACAGACAUGGCAAAUGCUGUUUUAUCUUGGUGUUGAUGCAUUGCGCAAAAGUUUUGAGAUGGCAGUUGAGAAAGUGCAGGGAAUCAGUCGACUGGAGCAGCUCUGUGAGGAGCUGUCCGAGGAGGAGCGAGUACGAGAGCUGAAGCAGGAGAAAAAACGACAGAAGCGCAAGAACAGGCGCAAAAACAAGUGUGGUUUCGACAUGUCUGGGCAAGAAGCGGAGGACAAGGAGAAGAGCCCGGAUGAGGGUUCCUCUGAGCCUGUGGAGGGUGGCUGUAAGGCUUGCGGUAGUACAGAGGAGUCAAAUGGUUGUGUUGAAGUCAUUGUUACAAAUGAAAGCACCUCUUGCAGCUGCCCUGGUAAUGCAAUACUGGACUCGCCUAAAACAAAGAAAGGCUUAUCACCCCAUUGCAAUGGAAGUGAUUGUGGUUACUCUUCCAGCAUGGAAGGAAGUGAGACUGGGUCUCGAGAAGGCUCUGAUGUGGCCUGUACUGAAGGCAUUUGCAACCAUGAUGAGUCAGGGGAUUACUCAUGUGGUCAUCGUUGUGUUGAGGACAAGGAGGAGGACGGAGUUGACAGUUGUGUGGAGUGUUGGGCAAAUUCGGAAGAGAACACGAAAGGCAAAAAUAAAAAGAAGAAAAAGAAGAAUAAAAUGUCAUCCUGUGGAAACGAACACUGUCAUAAACCAGGGAGCUGUCUUGUGGAUGCAAACAGAAGGGAGAACGCAGGGAAUGCACACCCUGACCUACACUCCUGCAGAACCAAAGAGAUGUGUGCUAAAGCUUGCUGCGAGUCCUUUGCGAGCGUUGCUCUCCAGUUGCCUUGGGCAGAACAUAGAAAAACAAUGAACCACUUUCCAGCGCCGCCCUUAGAAGCAUCCUACUGUGCUCGUUGGGACAGCAGCACUAAAAGUUUAAUCGAGCUCCUUGAUGAAUCGGAAGGCACUUCUGAUGAAGAAAACUGUCUAACGCAAGAUGAGAUCCAGUCUUUUGUGGAAAACAAUCAGUCUUUCUACAACAACAGAGAUCAGUACCGACAGCACCUGAAAGAUAAAUUUACCAAGUACUGCCGCUCAAAUGAGCAGAAGCAGCCGGUGUGUCGCGGUGGAUGGUUGACCACAAUGGGAGUAAAUUAGUAAUAGAAACCGCAAAGCAGCCCCGUCUCUUUACUGAAACACUCAUAACGACCACUGCGCCUUUUUUCAAAUUUCUAAAGUACAUUUGGUGUCUUGUUCAAUUAAUCUUUUUUUCAUUUUAAAUGUGAUUUCUUUUUUUUUCCCCCCUUCUUGUCCUCUUCCCUUCCUGCCCCACUGUGCUGUUUCUUUCAGACAUCAAUUUUAGGCUGGUGGUGGAGAGCACAUUCAAUAUGAUCCUCAAGCUUUCAAGCUAUGACGUUUGGGUAGAUGUGGUAGCCUGUCUUCUCUUUUAAGCCAUUUUCCGUUUGUUUCUUUGACUGUGACACUUCAUUUUUAGUGGCAAAACGUUCAUGGAAUAAAUGUGUACAGAGAAUUAUCUGAAUAUGAGAUUUUACAGAGAAUACAUCCGUUUAUAAAAUGGUUUGGAUGUGAUGUGAAAAGCGCAAUGUGCAAAAUUUAAAAAAUAAAGAAUAUUUAUUAAUAUGCA
Molecule: messenger RNA, 3042 nt
Organism: Lepisosteus oculatus (spotted gar)
Lineage: Eukaryota; Metazoa; Chordata; Actinopteri; Semionotiformes; Lepisosteidae
Gene: ggnbp2
Product: gametogenetin binding protein 2
Cellular component (GO): cytoplasm; nucleus
Source: RefSeq, a predicted model, not a curated record